UUAGGACCAAACAGUAUAGCAAAAUCCCUAAAACCCCAAAUCACAGCAACUAGAGCUUCAACUGAGCAUGCCGACCAUCAAGAUUCCGGCAAAGUUUAUCAAGAGGUUCAUCGGGAUGAAGUCUGGAGGCGUCUACAAUUGCGUAAUCCCGAAAACCCCAAAUCGCAUCAACUUUCAACAAAGCAUGCCGACGAUCAAGGUUCCGGCACAGUUUAUCAAGAGGUUCAUCGGGAUGAAGUCUGGAGGCGUCUACAAUUGCCUAAUCCCUAAAACCACAAAUCGCAUCAACUUUCAACAAAGCAUGCCGACGAUCAAGGUUCCGGCACAGUUUAUCAAGAGGUUCAUCAGGAUGCAGUGUGGAGGCGUCUACGAUUGCCACGGCGCUCUAAACAGCGCAGAGAUCGAAAGCCUCGCUCGUUUCGCUGUUCAGGAAUUCAACAAGAAAGAGAAUGCACUGCUCGAGUUUGCAAGGGUCUUAAAGGUCAGAGAGCAGGUGGUUGCUGGUAUGAUGUACUAUCUUACUCUGGAAGCAAUGGAUGCGGGAAAGAAGAAGAUAUAUGAAGCCGAAGUCUGGGUGAUGCCAUGGAUGAACUUUCAGGAGUUGCAGAAAUUCAAGCAUGCUGGGGAUGGCCCUUCCUUUGCCUCUUCAGACCUUGGUGCUAAACAAGGGAGAACACGUUAAGAAGGAUGAUGAGGAAGGCGUCCGCGAUUGCCUAAAGCCUUGCUCUUUUCGCUGUUCAGGAAUUUAACAAGUAUUCUCUCAAAUACCCUCUCAUUUUGUUCUUUGUCGCGUACAUUCUGCCUGGAAAUGGAACAUGGUGCUUUUUUUUUAAUAACAAGGAACUUAUCCAUCUGAGAC
Messenger RNA from Tripterygium wilfordii, 859 nucleotides. RefSeq names its product cysteine proteinase inhibitor 6-like. The record is from RefSeq and is a predicted model, not a curated record. NCBI's taxonomy places the organism in Eukaryota, Viridiplantae, Streptophyta, Magnoliopsida, Celastrales, Celastraceae. Bases 68 to 682 code for a protein of 204 amino acids. Gene Ontology annotation, molecular function: cysteine-type endopeptidase inhibitor activity. The transcript has 3 exons.